UUUUGGCUUUUGGCUUUCAUUUUACUCUUCUGCUACUUGGAAAGAGACAGAGAGGAGGGAGAAAUGGAAGGCUUAAACAAUUAUGGCCACCACCAUCCUUUGGUACGCUUGAAUGAAGAGCAGCUCGUCACCAAUCAAAGUGGACUAGUAGCUGACUGCUCCAGGUGUGGGGAGAAGGUGUCUGCUCCAUGUUUUCGCUGUGCCGAGGACUGUGGGUUUUACCUUCACAAGGUAUGUGCCGACUCACCUUUGGAGAUUAAUCACCCUUUCCAUCAUAAUCACCCUCUUCUUCUUAUGCAAAAUGCACCUUAUCGACUUGGAGGGUGGGUUUGCCAUUUUUGCGAUAAAGAGGGUGAGAAGUUCGUUUAUCAUUGUUCUUGUGGGUCGGACUUUCAUAUUAAAUGUGCUUUGUUUACAUUUAAUAUUGCUCAAAAUAAUUUGGAAGAGCUUCAGCAUGUUUCCCUUGAAGAUCCUUUGAUUUCCACUAAAAAGGAUGAUGAACAACUUGAUGAUGUUCCUAAGUGCUUUGGGUGUUGGGAACCAUUAGCAAAUUAUACAUACUUCUCUCCUGAUUCUGGAUUUAAUUUACACCAGAAAUGUGUUGAGCUUCCUCUUAAACUGAAUCAUCCGUGCCAUCGCAAACAUCCGCUCCUUUUGCAGUUUAAUAGCGAUCGGCUCGCUUGCAAGAUAUGUCAAGAAACCAGACGAAGAGGAUUUGUUUAUUGUUGUUCAACUUGUAAGUUUGCUAUUCACAUUGAAUGUGUAUCACCAUCACCCAUGGUUGAAGAAAAAAAUCAUCAACAUCCAUUUACCUUGUUUUGGAGAAGAGUUCCAUUCAUUUGUGAUGCUUGUGGCACCGAGGGAAAUCAUGUUGCAUAUACAUGUGGUACAUGCGGCAUUAUACUCCAAAAAAGGUGCGUUUCAUUACCACGCAUCAUCAAAAGCAAGUGGCAUGAUCAUCGUCUAUUUCACAAAUAUUUCCAGCACGAAGAAGAUUUUAGAACUUCUGAUUGUAUAAUAUGCCAUAAGGAGGUCAAUGCAGAGCAUGGAAGCUAUUCUUGUUCAAAAUGCAAUGUGAUAUUUCAUGUGAAUUGCGUGAUGGAAGAUGAAGAUUCUUAUUUUAUAGUAGAAAAUGAAGACGAUGAAUCUUUUGAUAUAUCUAUUAGUUCCAUAACUAAUGUCCUUGAAUGGAAUGAUGCCGGGGAAGCCACACUAAUACAACAUUUCAAGCAUAUUCACCACUUAACAUUAAGUGACAGAGUAAGUGAGUAUGAGAAUAAAUGUUGCGACGGAUGCUUAUUACCGAUUUCAGCUUCAUUUUACUAUUGUUUACAGUGUGAUUUUUUCCUUCAUAAAGUUUGUGCUGAAUUACCAAAGGUAAAGCAUGUUUGGCAUCAUCCUUGCCAAGAACCAUUACUCCUCACUUCAGGUGAAAAUUUUGAAUGUGUAAAAUGUUGGCAUUUCUCUAGUGGUUUUGCCUAUAAGUGUGAAGGAUGUGGUUACAAUACCUGCUUCCGAUGUGUUAUUGCUCUUACACCUGGUGCUCGAACAUGUCUAGGACAUAAUCACCCCCUUUUUUUCUAUAUCAACGGUGAAGGGCAAUGCAAUGUUUGUGGAUUUGAUAGAAGAGGGGUGUUCCUUUGCAAGGAGUGCAAUUUUUGUUUAGGUUGUACAUGUUUUUCACUGCCCGUUACAGUCGAGAACAAAUGUGAUCAACAUCGUCUUUCUCUCACUCAUCAUGAUAAUAACAGUUAUUCAGAAAGUCAUUAUUGUGAUAUUUGUGAAGAAAGUAGAGAUCCAAAACUUUCACUUUAUCAUUGUGCAACCUGCGGUACUACAGCUCAUGUCGAUUGUGUUCUUGGGAAACAUCCAUUCAUCAAACUAGGGAGUAUUGUGGAAAACUUGGAUGUUCAUGAGCACCCUCUCACUUUUGUUAAGAAGAUGUAUUAUUACCCAGAUUGUGAUAGAUGUGGUGAGCCCUGUGUAGAUUUGUCUGUCGAAUGUAGAACGCCCGGAUGCAACUAUAUUGUCCAUUCUGAAUCCGACUGCUCCAGGUAUGGGGAAAAGGUGUCUGCUCCAAGCUUUCGCUGUGCCGAGGACUGCAAUUUUUACGCUCUCAAGGUAUGUGCCGACGCACCUUCUGAGCUUAAUCAUCCUUUGCAUCAGCACCAUCCUCUUGUUCUUAUGCAAAGAACUCCAUUUUCUUGCAUUUGUGAUUUCUUCUAUAAAGUUGGUGAGAAGUUCAUGUAUCGCUGCUCCUCUUGCGAUCUGGACUUUCAUAUUAAAUGUGCUUUGUUUACAUUUAAUAUUGCUCAAAAUAGUUUGAAAGAGCUUGAGCAUGUUGCCCUUGAAGCUCCUAUGAUUUCCACUAAAAAGGAUUAUGAACAACCUGAAGAUGUUAAUAAGUCCGUUGGGUGUCGGGAACCAUUAGCAAACUAUACAUACUGUUCUCCUGAUUUCGGAUUCAGUCUGUACAAGCUUCCUCUCGAACUGAAUCAUAAAGUCAUGAACACUCAUUCAGAUUGUUUCCAAGACGAGCUCAGUUCAUCUGUGAUGCAAGUGUUCCUUCCGGGUGACUUUAGAAGCCCAGACUAUAUUAUUUGUCACGACGAUGUCCGUCCAGAGCACGGGAGUUACUGUUGUUCAUAUUGCAAUGUUACACUCAAUGUUCGUUGUGUGACAAAAGAAGCUAGUUCAUAUUCUAUAGUUUCACCCGAUGCAGAUGAGGUAUACGAUGAAGGUUCCAUCACUCGUGUUUUGGAGAGGAAUGUUGCUGAAGAAGCCAUCACUCGUGUUUUGGAGAGGAAUCAUGCUGGAGAAGCUACAAAAAUAAGACAUUUCAAGCAUACACAUAUUCUUCUGUUAAGUUCUUUCGUUGGAGGGAACAAAAACAGUUGCGAUGGUUGUAUGUUACCAAUCUCGGAUUCAUUCUACUUCUGUUCACAUUGCGGUUUUCUUCUUCAUAAAGCUUGUGCUGAAUUACCUCAGAUGAAGCACGUUUGGCAUCACUAUUGCCAGCAACCUCUCCGUCCUAUUUCAGAUGAAGCUUUUAGGUGUGUGAUAUGCCGACACGUGUCUAACGCCUUCGCUUAUGAAUGUUGUGGAUGUAAGGAAACGACAUGCCUCCAAUUUGUGAUUGCUCUUAAACCUGGUGUUCAAACAUGUUCGAAACAUGAACACCCCCUCUUUUUCUACCGAAAUCGUGAAGGGCAAUGCAAUGCUUGUGUCCGUCACAAAUAUGAUGAACAUCUUCUCAGACUCAUCUAUCAUGAUGAUAACAGUUAUUCAGAAAAUCAUUACCGUGACAUCUGUGAAGUAAAUCGAGAUCCAAAUAGUUGGUUUUAUCAUUGUGCAACAUGUGAUACUUCUGCUCAUAUCAAUUGUGUUCUUGGAAAAUAUCCAUUCAUCAAACUCGGGAGCAUCUACGAAGACGAGGAUCAUCCACACCAUCUCACCUUUGUCAAAAAGAGCUACUACUACCCUGAUUGUUAUCAACGUGGUAAGCCCCGUGAAGAUUUAGCUCUUGAAUGCACAGAUUAUGGGUGCAACUACAUUGUUCACUGGAUGACGAUGGGGGUGGUGAUUAUUCAGAACUAA
Molecule: messenger RNA, 3597 nt
Organism: Hibiscus syriacus
Lineage: Eukaryota; Viridiplantae; Streptophyta; Magnoliopsida; Malvales; Malvaceae
Exons: 5
Coding region: 64-3597 (1177 amino acids)
Source: RefSeq, a predicted model, not a curated record